AUGAACCUCGAAGCCGGCGAGUACGUCGUCAUCCCCUCGACCUUUGACCAAGCCAUCGAAGCUGCCUUCCACCUCACCCUCUUUACCGACGACCGUCAAGCCACCUUUGCUCCACUCACCGAUGCCUGGAAACACCAAGAACUCAUCAAGGGCACUUGGGUCGGCAAGAGUGCCGGUGGCUCCCCCAACUCGGGCGAGUCAUUCUUUAAGAACCCACAGUUCCGUCUCACCCUCCCCAAGGACCGUGCUGCCGACACAACCGUCCUCGUCCAACUCAUCCAAGACUCGACACUUGCCGACGAAGGUAUCGGAUUCAUCGUCAUCAACCGUGACCAACACGACAAGGCACUCACUGCAGGCGACUUCCAAAACGAACAAUUGUUCACCAAGACUGCCAACUGGGAACGUCGUAACGACAUUGCUCACCGUGUCGUCGUCAAGCAAGACGAUCCAUCUGUUUUCACAAUCAUCCCAUCCACCUAUGAAAAGGGUGUCAACCGUUCUUUCCGUGUUCAAGUUUUCUCUGACCUCCCAGUUGAAUUGGAUUCAAUAGAUGAAGCUGAUGAUUCUUCAGAUGAAGAAGAAGAUAAUAAUUCUGACAAGGAAGAAAAGGAUGAUAACAAAAAACAAGAUGAAAAUUAA
This is a messenger RNA of Cavenderia fasciculata, 642 nucleotides long. Its product is annotated as calpain-like cysteine protease. The record is from RefSeq and is a predicted model, not a curated record. Gene Ontology annotation, molecular function: calcium-dependent cysteine-type endopeptidase activity. Gene Ontology annotation, biological process: proteolysis. Lineage: Eukaryota; Evosea; Eumycetozoa; Acytosteliales; Cavenderiaceae. Gene Ontology annotation, cellular component: cytoplasm. Bases 1 to 642 code for a protein of 213 amino acids. The transcript has a single exon.